Alternaria infectoria is the source of this 861-nucleotide messenger RNA. RefSeq lists its product as uncharacterized. The record is from RefSeq and is a predicted model, not a curated record. Bases 1 to 861 code for a protein of 286 amino acids. Lineage: Eukaryota; Fungi; Ascomycota; Dothideomycetes; Pleosporales; Pleosporaceae. Gene Ontology annotation, biological process: carbohydrate metabolic process. The transcript is spliced from 2 exons. Gene Ontology annotation, molecular function: hydrolase activity, hydrolyzing O-glycosyl compounds.
AUGGAUGCAGAUGGCGGAUUGAAGAAAUUCUCGACGAACAAGGCUGGCGCCAAAUACGGCACAGGGUACUGCGACGCCCAGUGCCCACGGGAUUUGAAGUUCAUCAACGGCGAGGGAAAUGUCGAAGGUUGGCAGCCAUCCUCCAACGAUGCGAAUGCAGGGGUUGGGGGCCAUGGUUCGUGCUGCGCAGAGAUGGACAUCUGGGAAGCGAACGCUGUCAGCACAGCCGUCACCCCACACUCGUGCUCCACAAUCGAGCAGUCUCGUUGUGACGGCGACGGUUGCGGAGGUACCUAUUCGGCCGACCGUUAUGCCGGGGUUUGCGAUCCUGACGGCUGUGACUUCAACAGCUACCGCAUGGGUGUCAAAGACUUCUAUGGCAAGGGCAAGACGGUAGACACUUCAAAGAAGUUCACCGUGGUCACACAAUUUGUCGGUACCGGGGACGCUAUGGAGAUCAAGCGUUUCUAUGUCCAGAACGGCAAGACUAUUGCGCAGCCUGCAUCUACUAUUCCUGGCGUAGACGGGAACUCCAUCACAACAAAGUUUUGCGACGAACAGAAAGCUGCGUUCCACGAUACAUACACGUUCAAAGACAAGGGCGGUAUGGCGAACAUGGCAAAGGCUCUCGCAAACGGCAUGGUCCUCGUCAUGAGCCUGUGGGAUGACCAUUACAGCAACAUGCUUUGGCUUGACUCUACGUAUCCCACAGACAAGAAUCCAGACACGGAUCUAGGUACCGGCAGGGGAGAAUGCGAGACGACGAGCGGUGUGCCGGCAGACAUUGAGAGCCAACAUGCUGAUGCCACUGUUGUCUACAGCAACAUCAAGUUCGGGCCACUGAACUCGACCUUCGGUUGA